CCAUUCUGCACUGAACAACCAUGAAUCCUCUCCGAACCACCUUGAAGUCCGUGGAGAAAAGUCUCCGGGUCCCCAAGUGUGCGCGGUGCAGGAAUCACGGGACGAUCGCCUGGCUGAAGGGACACAAGCGGCUCUGUCCAUUCCGAGACUGUUCCUGCGCUAAGUGCAUCCUGAUCUCGGAGAGACAGCGGGUGAUGGCGGCGCAAGUGGCUCUGAAGCGGCGGCAGGCGGCCGAGGAAGUAGUCGCCCUUGGUCUCCGGGCUUGCUCGCCGCUUGGCUGCCUCCCCCCAGGACCAAUAUUCCCUGAAGGAAUCGCAAACAUCUACAAAGCAGAAAAUUCAGAUCAACUCAGGAUGGCUGUGCUGAAGAGCGAGAAAAGCGCAGUUCAAGUGGACGAUUUGGGAAGUCAGUUCAAUUGUUCCGAGAAAUUGAACCGGACGGACGAGAGAGGUAGGUUUCCCUUCAGCUCCGUGCUCGCCACGCAGAGCAGCGGGAUACAGGCCCGCCGAGCCAGACUGAGACCCAUUGAGAUACUUCAGCGACUCUUCCCGUCUGAGCAGCAAUCAGUCCUGGCUUUACUUCUCCAAGGCUGCAAUGGAGACGUGGCGACGGCGAUAGAGUACUUCUUGUCAGCCGGGGAUGCGGUGAUGAACGUUCACCUCGUGUCCCGGGUGAGUGAACUGUGUCCUGCCAGUAACCCAGCGAAUGGAAUCAAUCCUCAGCCGGUUAGAAAGCUGAACUUUGGAGGCAUAAACUCGGCAUUCACUCCUCUGCACAGUCCGGUCACCACCGACGCAGUUUUCCGGUACAGAAGGUCCACUGUAUCUCUCGCUAUGGACUCGAGAAAUCCAUUCUUCUCUUCAUAUACAUUGCCUGGAGUCGGGUACUCGCCAAUGGGUCUUUUACUGCCGUGCAGUCCAAUUCCAACCUGCUUUUCCAGCACUUCUGGCGGAUACCAUCCGGAUAACCAAUAAGUCAGGCAGCAGUACUUAUAACUGGCAAGAGUUAUUUCAAUACGUUAAAAAGAUCAGCCUGACGAUAUAAAUCAAAAAUAGCGUGACAGUAAACCCGCGGAAGCAGUUUGUCACGCGAUUGGGGUGUGUUGAAAAGG
Molecule: messenger RNA, 1111 nt
Organism: Amblyraja radiata (thorny skate)
Lineage: Eukaryota; Metazoa; Chordata; Chondrichthyes; Rajiformes; Rajidae
Product: doublesex- and mab-3-related transcription factor 3-like
Exons: 2
Coding region: 21-974 (317 amino acids)
Biological process (GO): sex differentiation; regulation of transcription by RNA polymerase II
Cellular component (GO): nucleus
Molecular function (GO): DNA-binding transcription factor activity, RNA polymerase II-specific; RNA polymerase II cis-regulatory region sequence-specific DNA binding; protein binding
Source: RefSeq, a predicted model, not a curated record